AUGUAAACCAAUUAUUCACCUCCUUCAACUCCUUCAAACAUCUUGGAAAAACUCAAACAUUAUAGAAAAAGCUAAAUGUCUUCUGUUUUACGAAAUCUAUUGAACAGUCCUCCAAGCAGACCUACUACUAUGUAAAAACCCUAAUCUAAGUUACAAUCCUUCUCAUAGCGAACAUCGCCAGUUCCAAAAGAUUUGUCAGUAUUUGAAAGAACUCAAGAUCAGACAGUAAAACAUCUAGACUUCAGUAAUCUCCAUGAAUUUGAGAUCAGAACCCCAAACAUGACUCCCCAUUCACCUUUGAACUCAAAAAAUCAGAUGAGCAGAGAACAAAAAGUGAAUUCCUUCAUCAAUACAUAAAGAUUUAACAAGAAUGACAAGAGAUACAAUAUAGCUCUAUUUUUUGAAGAGAAUUCACUCAUCUUUUAGGACAUAAUUAGAAGGAAAGAUGUUGAACGAAUUGUUAAUCUGUUUUUAACUCCUAUGCUUCUGGCAUAAUAAGAAAAUUUAACUGAAACCUUUUCAGAAAUGAUAUUGUUCUUAGCCACUUUCUUCCUAGAUUGCCAAGAAUAUUCAAAAGCUACCUAUUUUCUUAAGGAUUGCUAUACGCUAUCAAAUCUAACUCGUAAUCCAUUAUUGAAGGUCAAAACUCUAUUAGCUUUAGCAUAAUGUGCUAAACAGUAUAAGUUAUUUGACUAGCAAAUACUUAUUGUCCAAAAAGCCUUGAUGUAUUCAUGGGCAUUUGAUUAUCAUGAUCUUGAAAUUCAAUGUUAUGAUGCCAUGGGAAUUGCAUACUUUUAUCAAGGCAAUAUUUAGAGGGCUGAAUUUUAUCAUUAGAAAUGGACAAGCGGAUUUUUAGAAUCACCAAAGUCUUAUUAUAGGGUUACAGCCUUAGAAUUCAUUUCUAUGUUCGAAAAAACACUCCCAACUAAAGCCAUAGACUUUAUGUCUUCUAUUCAAGGAUCUAUUAAUAUUCCAUUUAUCAAUAUUGCCAAUGGCAAGUAUUAUGAUGACAGAAGAAUUAUUAAGUACAACAAUUGUAAUCCUAUUGAAAUACUUACAACACUUGUUGCAACUAAAGAAUUCAAAGAAUUCAAUUUAGUUCACCAUGAAUAAACUUAAACAAUAAAUACAAUUUACAAGAGACAACCAAAAUUACCAAAAAAGAUACUAGAAAUAACAGAAAAAUAUCAUUAGAACAAAGAAUUGUAUGAGUUUGACCAUAAAAUUUAUGAUAAUCCAAAAUAUAAAUUAUCCUUAUAAUAGUAAGUAAAUCAUAGAAUAACAUAAUCGUUUUCAUUGCAACACGUGAACUAAAAUAUUCGUAAAUUCAUUGCAACCUAAAGAGAACCAUUUAUCAAGGCAUAGCAAAUCUAUAUCAGAGCAAAUAAUAUUUAAAAAGAAUUCAUCCCAGCAUUUGUAGCUAGAUAUAAAAAGAUGCUUUUACAGAUACUAAAAUGA
Paramecium tetraurelia is the source of this 1458-nucleotide messenger RNA. RefSeq lists its product as uncharacterized. NCBI's taxonomy places the organism in Eukaryota, Ciliophora, Oligohymenophorea, Peniculida, Parameciidae. Gene Ontology annotation, molecular function: protein binding. The record is from RefSeq and is a predicted model, not a curated record. The transcript is spliced from 4 exons.